AUGUCCCAUAACAUACUCAACCGCCUUGCAAAGUCUGGCGUAUCCGGAGGCAGCAUGCUCAGCGCGUCCGCUCCCAUCAUGACAGCGCUGGCCCAGCAAAAUCAAGCAAAAUCACAACCUCUCCCGCUAUCUACUGUCGCAAAGCUGCUCACCCGCUUCCUCUUCGGCGAAAUUCAGCUCCCUCCUGUCCUCCAGCAAUACGGCCAACUGAUGCUAGUAUUUACAGGUGGUGCAGCAAUAGCAUCAAGUCUAUACUACUUUUUCCAAAACCACAAGGAGAACCGCGCAAAAGUUCAGCUCGCUGUCUUCCAUGUCAUCCGCAUGGUCGAGAACCUUCCAGACUUACAAGCGCAGUUGCAAGACCCGCGCGCACUAAUUGCACAGAUGGAUAAGGAGGUGACUCGAAUGAUUGGUCUGCAUCUCUCGAAGACCGAGGCGGGCAGUGCAAUGGUGGAGCUUAAGAGGAAAGUCUGGGCUGUUGCUGAUGAGAAGAUGAAAAAUGAGAAGAGAAUGAAGAAAGAUGGCGAGACGAUACAAGAGGCCGAAGCCACAAUCUCGGGGCUGUUUGCACCAGCAGAGGUCCGCGUUCAAGCACCAUACCAGAGCGAAAUUCCUCAAAUCGUCAUCAGAUCGCCAUCCACGGAAAAUGAUAUCCAAAUGCAGCUACAGGAAGCAGUAGAGGAUGAGGAGGAAGUGUCAGAUGUCAGUAUGCUCGAUAUCGACGACAAAAAGUCAGUGCAAAAGUCUCCGUCGCCUAAGCAUCGCUCUGCAUACACGAGCCCAGCUCAAGCGCCCCUGUCUACAUCAUCGCCAGCUCGUAGCCUAUAUACGAGCCCAAAUCAGCCGCCUCAAUCAAGUCAGGGUCGCAGCACCUAUAGGUACCCAUCAUCGUCAGAAUCUGGUGAAGGGCCCCCCUCGCCAACACCAGCGCCACGGCCGAGGAACACAACCCCUCAAACUGCUCGAACGAGUUAUGGUUUCUCGUACGACGAUGACGAACUCUACUCCUCUGUCUCAGCUUCCUCAUCUAUAAAGACCUCUCCAGCCGAGCAGCAACCUCAACAGCCUCAACAACCACCAAUACCGCGUUUCAUCAAAAAGCCUCGGAACAUACUACAAGCCGCCAUCCUCCGAGCAUUCGAUCCAAACGCCCUCGGCAACCGCCCAUAUGAGUCUCCUGUCCUUGGUAAAUUGAAAGGGAUGCAAUCGCCUCGUCAGAUCGAGGUCGAAGCUCCUCCAGUCAGCAUCGCUACCAAGACGGGUGGAAAACUGACAGGCACCCCGCUCACGUGCAUACACGAGAGCGAUUCGCCACAAGAGAGCCCCCUUCCAGGGACCGCAGAGUACCGUGUUUCAGAGAGCCGAACGUUCUAUAAGAAUGUAGUGGAUGCAAGGGAGAAGCGGCGGCUGGUUAAGAGGUUACUUAGGCCUGAGGCGGUGAUAGAGCAUGGACAGAUCCAGAGCCCAGCGCCAGUUGGUUUUAAGGAGAUAGCCUCCGGCCAGGAGUGGCCUGUCCCUGUUUCGACUUCCUCCUCACAGAGUGAGGACGAUAAGUCACGGGAGCAUGGUCAUAACUCGCCGAUAGCACCCUUCGACGGCCCUCCUACAGCAACGCCCAUUUCCCCUAUCAUAUACGCUCCACCGAGCGAUGUUGAAUUACAGGAGGUCCCUUCUCCGAUCUCAGAUCCUGCUCCUUCAUCAACUGUCAUCGAGGCGAAAACGGCAGGGAUCACCGUCAUCUCAACGGUUCAGCACUCUGGGCCUCAGACGCCUACGCCUGCGUAUACUCCACCAAGGGUUGUAGCCAGCCCGUCGCCGACAACGUUGGCCAAGGUAUCAUCCAAGGCUCGCACGCCUUCGCCACCGAAGCGCAAACAAGGUCGUUCAAGGAAAGUGGUCGGUGAACUCCAGACGCCCAGUCAGGUGCAGACACCAGGGACGCGUCAGAGUGCCCGGAAGUCGGCGUACAAGGGAAUGUAUGGGAAGUAG
This is a messenger RNA of Cucurbitaria berberidis CBS 394.84, 1989 nucleotides long. RefSeq lists its product as uncharacterized. The transcript has a single exon. Bases 1 to 1989 code for a protein of 662 amino acids. The record is from RefSeq and is a predicted model, not a curated record. NCBI's taxonomy places the organism in Eukaryota, Fungi, Ascomycota, Dothideomycetes, Pleosporales, Cucurbitariaceae.